GCGGGGACGGUGCGCACGGCCGCCGGGUUCCUGGGCGCCUCUGGCCGCUGGGCUUUCUCCACGGCUGGCCCUGCGCUGUCUCCGCAGCCCGCCCGACUCCCUCUCAGAUUGGAGCGUGUGAUCCGUGUGUGUGUGUGUGUGUGUGUGUGUGUGUGUGUGUGUGUGUGUGUGUGUGUGUGUGUGCGUCUGGAGAGGAGAGAGAAACCGGGUACGCGCGUAUGCGCGCGCGCGUGGGGAGCAGUGUGCAUGCGGGGAGUACGGGGGAGUGUGUUUGUGUGUGCGUGUGGGUGUGAGUGCCUGGCUCCCUCUCGCUGAGACACACAUACACUCACACAUACACAACCCGCAGGCUCGUCUGAACUUGAAGACACCCCACAUUCCAAGAUGCCCGAGGUUCCUGGGAAUGCCUGGGGUUCUUCGAUCCGGAAAAUCCUACCGGCAUCCUCCUAGUGAGGGAUUAUUAUUAUUAUUAUUUUCUUUAAUCUGGAAGAGAAGAGAGCAAGUUGUGCUUUUUCCCCCUUCUUCUUGCUAAAUGCCAUGGAUAUAACUGAAUAAGCGGCUCAGGGCUCUCCCCGCGUGGACGUCCGAGGCCACCAUCUGCCUGCAUUCGCCAGAGCCGCCGGAGCUGCCGGAGCCGCCGGAGGGUUUAGCUCGAGUCUGUCUCGGGCGGGGAAGGAUGCGUGGCCGAGCCGGGGAGCCCGGGCGCCCCGCGGAGCCGGCCUCGGUGCCUCCCAGCCGGGGGUAGAUGCUGCCUCGCCCAGGCACCGUGGCCUGAGUGACCAGACCAUGGAGACCCUGCUUGGUGGCCUGCUGGCGUUUGGCAUGGCGUUUGCCGUGGUCGACGCCUGCCCCAAGUACUGUGUCUGCCAGAACCUGUCUGAGUCACUGGGGACCCUGUGCCCCUCCAAGGGGCUGCUCUUUGUACCCCCUGAUAUUGACCGGCGGACAGUGGAGCUGCGUCUGGGCGGCAACUUCAUCAUCCACAUCAGCCGCCAGGACUUUGCCAACAUGACCGGGCUGGUGGACCUGACCCUGUCCAGGAACACCAUCAGCCACAUCCAGCCCUUUUCCUUUCUGGACCUCGAGAGCCUCCGCUCCCUGCAUCUUGAUAGCAAUCGGCUGCCAAGCCUUGGGGAGGACACCCUCCGGGGCCUGGUCAACCUGCAGCACCUUAUCGUGAACAACAACCAGCUGGGCGGCAUUGCAGAUGAGGCUUUUGAGGACUUCCUGCUGACACUGGAGGACCUGGACCUCUCCUACAACAACCUCCAUGGCCUGCCGUGGGACUCCGUGCGGCGCAUGGUCAACCUCCACCAGCUGAGCCUGGACCACAACCUGCUGGACCACAUCGCUGAGGGCACCUUUGCAGACCUGCAGAAACUGGCCCGCCUGGACCUCACCUCCAACCGGCUGCAGAAGCUGCCCCCUGAUCCCAUCUUUGCCCGCUCCCAGGCUUCGGCUUUGACAGCCACACCCUUUGCCCCACCCUUGUCCUUUAGUUUUGGGGGUAACCCACUUCACUGCAAUUGUGAGCUUCUCUGGCUGCGGAGGCUCGAGCGAGACGACGACCUGGAAACCUGUGGCUCCCCCGGGGGCCUCAAGGGUCGCUACUUCUGGCACGUGCGUGAGGAGGAGUUUGUGUGUGAGCCGCCUCUCAUCACCCAGCACACACACAAGCUGCUGGUUCUGGAGGGCCAGGCGGCCACACUCAAGUGCAAAGCCAUCGGGGACCCCAGCCCCCUUAUCCACUGGGUAGCCCCCGAUGACCGCCUGGUAGGGAACUCCUCAAGGACCGCUGUCUAUGACAAUGGCACCCUGGACAUCUUCAUCACCACAUCUCAGGACAGUGGUGCCUUCACCUGCAUUGCUGCCAAUGCCGCCGGAGAGGCCACAGCCACGGUGGAGGUCUCCAUCGUCCAGCUGCCACACCUCAGCAACAGCACCAGCCGCACUGCACCCCCCAAGUCCCGCCUCUCAGACAUCACUGGUUCCAGCAAGACCAGCCGGGGAGGUGGAGGCAGUGGGGGCGGAGAGCCUCCCAAAAGCCCCCCGGAACGGGCUGUGCUUGUGUCUGAAGUGACCACCACCUCAGCUCUGGUCAAGUGGUCUGUCAGCAAGUCAGCACCCCGGGUGAAGAUGUACCAGCUGCAGUACAACUGCUCUGACGAUGAGGUACUGAUCUACAGGAUGAUCCCAGCCUCCAACAAGGCCUUCGUGGUCAACAACCUGGUGUCUGGGACUGGCUACGACUUGUGUGUGCUGGCCAUGUGGGAUGACACAGCCACAACACUCACGGCCACCAACAUCGUGGGCUGCGCCCAGUUCUUCACCAAGGCUGACUACCCGCAGUGCCAGUCCAUGCACAGCCAGAUACUGGGCGGCACCAUGAUCCUGGUCAUCGGGGGCAUCAUCGUGGCCACGCUCCUGGUCUUCAUCGUCAUCCUCAUGGUGCGCUACAAGGUCUGCAACCACGAGGCCCCCAGUAAGAUGGCAGCGGCCGUCAGCAAUGUGUACUCGCAGACCAACGGCGCCCAGCCACCGCCUCCAAGCAGCGCGCCUGCCGGGGCCCCGCCUCAGGGCCCGCCCAAGGUGGUGGUGCGCAACGAGCUCCUGGACUUCACCGCCAGCCUGGCCCGCGCUAGUGACUCCUCUUCCUCCAGCUCCCUGGGCAGUGGGGAGGCCGCGGGUCUGGGACGGGCCCCCUGGAGGCUCCCACCCUCCGCCCCGCGCCCCAAGCCCAGCCUUGACCGCCUGAUGGGGGCCUUCGCCUCCCUGGACCUCAAGAGUCAGAGAAAGGAGGAGCUGCUGGACUCCAGGACUCCAGCCGGGAGAGGGGCUGGGACGUCAGCCAGGGGCCACCACUCGGACCGAGAGCCACUGCUGGGGCCGCCCGCGGCCCGGGCCAGGAGCCUGCUCCCCUUGCCCUUGGAGGGCAAGGCCAAACGCAGUCACUCCUUCGACAUGGGGGACUUUGCGGCUGCGGCGGCGGGAGGGGUAGUGCCCGGCGGCUACAGUCCCCCUCGGAGGGUCUCGAACAUCUGGACGAAGCGCAGCCUCUCUGUCAAUGGCAUGCUCUUGCCCUUCGAGGAGAGUGACCUGGUGGGGGCCCGAGGGACUUUUGGCAGCUCCGAGUGGGUGAUGGAGAGCACGGUCUAGGUGGGGGUGGGCAUGCUCCCUUUCCUGCGCGCAGGGUGGGAGAAGAAGGGGAAAGAAUCUCACUGGCAAGUGUUUGUGGAGUUUCCAUGGUGAUGUUUACAUCCAGGGACAGUUUCGUCUCCCUGUCAAUGGCCUCGUGUUCCCCCCCCCAACCCCCAACACCCAUAUCACCUCCCCACCACCCGGCCGGGGUGUGCUCAGGGAAUGCGGACUCGCUCAAAUACCGGACUGAGCCCUGAGUGUUUGGAAAGGCGAGACUCCGCCUUUCUAAUCACAAAUGUAGCCUACAAGCAAGCGGCUUUGGAUUGCUUAUGGGUCUAGUGUUGUUUUUAUUUCUUAAUUUAUUUUUUUCCAUUUCCCAGACUCCUCCUCUUCAUUCACACGGAUAAUCGAGAGUUAAUCGUACAUAUGAAUGCGUGUUCCCAGCAGCCCUGGUACUGGGUAAUUGUUGCCAAUUGACAAGAGGAGGGAAUUAUUCUGUUUCCACACUUGUUUGGGGAAAACUAUGGGGUUCCCUGCCCAGAGCUCUCAUUACUCCCAACCACCCCCACACCCGACACUGGAAGGGGUGAGUGACUGACCCCUAAUACCUGACCUAGUUUCCUUUGCUUCUCAAACAUGACAUGCCACACCUAUCACAGAAGUUUGAACCAGAAGAGUAACUUCCUGGGUUCUUAUGUGUGGGGAGGGAGGAGGGCUUCAUGUUGUAGGGCACAAGGGAUCUUAACUUCCGGAGUUGCUUUGGGCUUGUUGCCACUCUUUCUGGGAAGCUGACAUGGAAAGUCCCCCUUGAGCAUGUGGCAGGCCAGGAGGGCUUCUCUUAAGGAAAGCAGUGUGGGUGGCAGAAAGAGCAGUGGACUUGGAGUCCAAAGCUCAUGUGUCCAUAGUCACAUGAAGAGCCUGCUGAGUAACUGGGGCAAGACCCUUUUAUCUGUUGGUACCUGAAUUUGCCACUUUGCAAAAAUACUGGGAUUGUAUUAGGUCUCCAGUCCCUUUCCAGUUCUAUGGGCCUAUUAAUUCUUCAUGACUCUAGAUGUUAGGCCUUUUCGCUUAGUGAUACGAGAAGCACAAGCUGGUUACAGCAGUCCCCGUCCUUUUUACUGGGCACAGAGAAUUCUAGAAGCCUUGGAGGGGGGAAGUUGAAUCUUUUUAGAAUAAUAGGCUUUUGAAGCUUGGGGAGGUCUUUGCAAUCAUCCCAUCUUUAACCCUCCCUCUCCCUUCCACAGAGCAUAAGGGAAUUGCCCAAGGUCACACAGUGAGUUCAUGACCAGGUCAGGGCAGGAGCCAAGGCCACCUGCCUCCUGGCAGUGGUGUUUGGGAUCCAUGACCCUGUUUUCACCCUGCCUAGGGCAUUUCUGUGUCCAAAGGCUGCCCCAUGUUUGUUCUUUAAGAAAGUGGCUCAAGGUGGGAUGAGGGGAUGCCUGCUCUUGGUUUCUUGAGGAAGGUCCAUCCUUGGAAAUUACAGGGUGGAAUGGGAGGGGUGCAUAGGCUCCUUUCCAUCUAGGGAUAACCCCUCCCUGCCAGACAGUGGCAAGAGAAGGGGAAGAGGAGAUGUGCCCCCAGAGAACCUGCUGUAGACAGAUUGGAAUGACCUUCCCCUGCAUCCCUGUCCGGUGUCUACUCAUCAGCAACUCACUACCUCUCCCUCAGUCUCUCCAACUCAUUCUUUCCUCUCCCAACUCCUUCCAUAGACCUCUCUUUUCUCUCUUUUGUUCUUCCUUCUUCCACUUGCCAUCCACACAGCCCACAACGCAUACAGGCAAGACCAUUCUGGGCCAAAAAGUUCCAAUGGCCUCAGACCUGGAGCUGAGCUGCUGGCCCCCAACCCCACUCUGGAACACACAAGGAGGGAUUGCAACCGUCUAUGCAGAAUUACCUUUGGCUCUAGUUCCAGAGUCUCCAAAUCCCAGGCCUUCCUCCUUCCUCACUUCUCCCUCCCCUCUCUUCUCUUCAUUCUUCUUCUUCUUCUUCUUUUUUUUUUUCCUGUUACUCUCUGCCUUUCCCAGUCCCUUUCUGGUCCUGACAAGGUCAUUAACAGACCAGGCCAGUUCCUCCUGAGACCUCAAGUUAUAACAAUUUUCCAGGCCAGUCCCAGGGCUGGAGCACAUCCCUUCUAUGGUCACAGAAGCACCCACAGAAUUGGGUAACUUGAAAGGAAGUCUCUUCCACCCUUUCUCUUUUCCCUUCCUGUUUUUUCCUCUUCUCUUUUAUCCCUCCUCAUCUUUCUCAUUCAUCCUUUCAAACUAUAGCCAUUGUGGAAGUGGUCUCAAAUACCAGCUUUCUUUUUUGCCUUUGGAUUCAGACACACAGAGGGAAGGUGGUGAACAGCGGAAGGAACCAACUCACUGUCUAUUCUCAUCAGCGGCUCCGAGUUCUGUCGUGACAUGAUAUGUACUUGCUCUUGUGUUUGUCAUGUUUCUGACUUGGAGUUUUGGAAAGCAGCAUCCCUGUGGUCAGAAUAUAAAUGCCAAUCUUCUCCUUUGCUUAAAAAAAUGUACAGUAAAAUGUACAGUUUUAAAAACAACCACUAACCACACUCCUUGGGCGGGAGAAAAAAAAGAACAUUCUUAUGUCUGUGAAUGUCUGCUGUUCAUUUCUCUGGAAACUCUGGGGUUUUCUAAAGAUGGCUUUGAAGUGGCAUUUUCUCUUGCACCUGUGUUUGUUACUGCCUGGUGGGAGCCUGCUUCUUGCCAAGUUCAUGUAUAUGGUGGGGGAAUCUUCUGAAAUAAUAGAGAAUGGGAUCAUCCUCCCAGGGUAAAGAAAGGUAGAGAAAUCUGAAGUGAAGCUUCAGGCUAAGAAAAGAACAGUCCAUCCCCAGCUGUCCCGACUGUCCUACCUGACAUCUCCAUUCUCUGAUAUGCCAGCCCUACCUACUUUUUCCUGGACUGUGGUCACCACAGCGCCUGACAACUAGGGGCAUGUGGGUAUCUUCUACCCAUUUUGGUUGAGCCCUGGAUACUAUUUUUUUCAAAAGGGUCUUUUACUGGGAAACCGUGGGAGAACAAACCAAAACCCAAACCCAAGAUAUAGAAACAAACGUGCUUCUGGAACACAGCUUCCCAACCUUGUCUUUUCUAGUAUCUAGAUCAGUAAUGUCCAGUAGAAUAAAAUGUGAGCCACACUGUAAUUUUAAAUUUUCUAGUAGCCAUGUUGAAUCAAACAUAAAGAAACAGGUGGAAUUAAUUUUAAUCUUAUAUUUUAACUCAAUAUAUCCAAAAUAUUAUUGUAACAUGUAAUCACUCAAAUUAUUAGUAAGUUAUUUUAUAGUAUUUUUUGGUACAAAGUUUUAGAAAUCUGGUUUGUAUUUUACAUGUAUGGCAUAUAUCAAUUCAGAUGAGCCCUCUUUAAAGUAUUUUACAUGUAUGGCACAUAUCAAUUCAGACUAGCCCUCUUUAAAGUACCUGAGAGCCAUAUGUGGCUAGUACUGGCCACUGUACUGGACAGUGUGACUCUAGACAUACAAUUGACUUGAAAGCACAGCUUAGAAGAGGAAGGAAACUGACACUUGUUGAGUACCUACAGCUUCCAGAUACUGUGCUUGUUGCUUCACAUAUGUUUCUCACUGAAUCAUCACUAAGGCCUUUUUAGGUAGAUAGUAUUAUGCCCAUAUUAUAGAUGAAGGGACAGAAGCUCAGAGGGGUUAAGUAACUUGCCCAAGGUCACACAGUUAAGUCUGGCUGCAAAGCCUUAGUUCUUCCCAUGACAUUACACUGCCGCCCCUAUCCUUUCUUCUUCCCAUCAACCUGUUAAUAGAUUGUAUUUUAUAUUGACUGAAUGAUUCACGUUUGUAGCCUAAUCGGGAAACCCUUGAUUAGCCUAAGAUCUGCUAGAAUCCUCAGAAUGUUAACUCCAGGCAAGAGCACCUUGGUGAAUCGGUUCCUUCUGACCAUACACCGGCCUUUCUGGCCCUCCUUGCCUUAAAACACGUUCCCUCCCCCAGCCAGGAAAAUUCCUCAGGAUUCAGACUGCACUCCCCACCCCACCCUGUGGUCACCCCUUCUCCCCUCUUGGUGACCUCUAGGAGGUCACUUGUUGAAUGAACCUUCCAUCUCCAGUCUUGUCUGGGCUCCUCUGCCCCAGGAGCCUAUAACUUCUUCCCCCUAAGAUAAAAAGCCUGACAUCAGCUUGCUCCAGAGGCAAAACCCAUCUUCUUGCCUCUUUCUAUUUUAAUACUCUGUCCCUAUCAGGGAUGAUACCUACCCAGAUCCUCUUUCCUGAUAUACAGAAGCCUCCAGCUCUUCGAUCUUUUGCAGAAGUGAGAUAGCUGAUACAAUAUUUGCCUAGUUGAUUAUUAGGCUUUCUGGAAAAACAGUUCGAGCCCUUUCCCCACGUUCUUGAUAAUGACAUAUCCCUCAGGUUUCCCUCAAGAGAAUUUUUUAUUUUUUCAUCGUUACAGUGUUGAAAUUCCAAAAGACCUUAGGAACACUUUUUUGUUAAGGGAUAUAAUUGUCAGCCAGGUUAGGCAACAGUCACUGUCUCAGGUUUCCCCCUUCUCAAAGGCAAAUUAACUUUUCUUUAAAAGUCUGUGAGUCUUGAUUUUUCGUAAGUACAGCCUGAGUACUUCUGUGUCUUCUGUUCUCAAUGUGCCUGCAGUGAAGGUCUCAGGGCUUCAGCAAGCUGGGUGGGGCUUCCUCUGUUCUUGCAACCAUUGGGAUUUCUGCAAACUGCUGUCUAGAAAAAUAGACAUACUUCUUCAAAAGAAGAGACUAUUGGCAGGCAGCACUCAAAAUCUGAAUGCACAGUUUUAAAGAUUCCACCUAGAGUAUCAAAACCAGCCUUUCCAUGUGACGCAGUUGGCAGCAAGAAACAUUUGUUGUGACAAGAAGGCUUCCCACAGGUAAAUACCUGAGGUUUCCACCUUUGCAUGAUAGAAUCAGGCCCAUCCAGGUUACUACCCCAAUAUCUAAAAGGAACACUGUCACUUUCACAGUUUAAAAAUAUCUAUUUGUGCUUUCAGCCCUUAAACCAAAGGUUGUAGCUUCCAUCAUCUCAGUUAAGGUUCUGUACCUCACAGUCAGUCAGUGUUUACAAGGCUCAUGGUUUCCCUUCCCCAAAGCUUCUAUUGGAGGGAAACUGGCAUGUUUUCCCCAGACCAAAGAGAGGAGCUAGCUUUUACCUUUAAGGCUACCCUGCGACCCCUAUCAUAGCUAUUUAGGAACUUCUGACAGGUUCAAUGAUCUUUCCCCAUGUUCUCAUUUUGUAUAACGUGUGGCAUCUUUCUUUUGCUCACCUAUUCUGAGGAAUUAGGCCCAGAUUACAGGCUCUUCCUUGGUUAUUUUCCUGCUAUUGUUGGGAUAAUUGAUCUUCUGGUCCCUUUAGCCAACAGCUGAAUGUGCUCCUGGCGAUUGGAACCAGAAUUCUCCUCCACCAUCUCAUGCUGGAAUCUGUCUGGGAUUGGAGCAAGGAAGAUCUCAUGAUCUAGUCCUUUCCAAGACAUCAACAGUCACAUGCUCGGUUUCCUACUGCUGAGACAGUGGAACUGGAAUUUCACCCAUCUCCAUGGGAUCCCCAAACCCAUCUGGCCCACAGUCAGUCAGCCCACUGACCAACCUCCCACAGCCCCAGCCCAUCCGUCCAGGCUAUCCAUCUGGUUAGUUGGUGAUGAGCACACCCCCUCUUCUCCUGCACCUCCUCUGUAACAUGUGUUCAGCGGUGCUCCCUAGCACACCCCACAGCAGCACUAACAUUCAUAUACUUUGCAAGGAUGAGUUUUCUUUCCCUUGAAUCUCCUAGGCUACAUCCAAGAUACCCUGUUUUCCAAACCAUGGAGACCUCUGUUAGCUGACCUAUCUGACAUUGUUUCCACUUUGCUGUGAAGUAAAACCUCAGGGCCCUACAUCUGUGCCCUCUGUCGGAUGGCAAAAUCCGUUUGUGCUCAUUCAGCAUGCUCUUGCUGACCUGCUGUGUGCCUGGCACUGUGCAUGGUAUCAAGAGAGAUAAAAGUCAAAGUAAAAGACACUAUGCAUGCCUUUGAGGGCCUUACACAUUACCCUGAAGGACAGGGACAUAAACUGAUGCUUUAGAUCUCUGGUUAUCAAAGAUUGGUCUGUUUUCACUAAUUUCAAGAUAACUUAUAAAUCUGGCAAAACUACUAUCCAAGAAAAGAUGAACAGAUAGAUUGGCCAAAGGCCAUGCAAUAUAAGAUGGCCCCUGUGCUUGGAAGAAUUCACCAGAUUUUAAGUUCCAAAAUCUUGAGUCACUUUACAGAAGAGGAAAUUAAGACCUGGUAUGGAAAAGUGACUGGCUUUGGAUCUAACAGGGGCACAUUAAGGACUCGGGUCCUGUGCCUGGACAAGCAGGGGUUGAAGGAAGCAUCUCUGGCUGUCCUAGGAGCUUGAGAGGGGGUGUGGUGGAGGGAACAAAGCAGGCCUGGAAGAAGGGUAGUUGCAGAGAACUAGAGGGUCCUGAGUAACCCAAGGCAGGUGCAGUUGCUCUUGAGGGAAAGGGGCUGUUUAGUUUGGGGGAUCUGGGUUGAGAGCCUGUUUCUUGGCCACAGUUUCCUUUUUGGUAAGAUAUCAAUGGUAAGUAUCGACUUCAGUAAGUAUGCUUCUGUAGUACUAUGUACUUAUACAGAUCACAUAUUGGAUUGGAAAAGGCAGCAUAAUAGUCAUUAGUAUUAAUGAUAUGCAUCAUUUAAAUUAAUAUAAAUUAUAGCAUAUUCAUGAUAAUAUUACAUAUGUUAAGCUCAUAGACUCUCAAAGCUGGCAAAAGCUAUCAGAGGUCGUCUACUCCAGCCUCCCUCAAUGGGUUUUAGGAUCCCCUGUUCAAUAUCUAUUCAAGCUCUUAUUAAUCUUAUUACAAGCAAAAUUAUGCAUGAUGAAUUUCAGGAUUUACCCAAGGCAGGGAGUAGCUCUCUAUACUCUAAUGGGACCAUGGCUCCAUAUUCCUGGUGGGCCCUUGUGAAUCCAUCAUUCUUGACUUCAUGGGAAAUCCAGAGCCCAGACAUCAAGCAACUCCCAAAGACUGCUAUGGUCAAAAUAGUGUUAAAAAAACAGGUACAGAGCCGGGGUCCCAGCUGGGAAAAUCUCAAGAGGUUUGGUAUUCCCUUGCCAAAUCAGUACUGGUCUCCGUGAUUUAGAGCAAAGAAAGGAGGCAGGGAAGGGGCAGAGAGUACAUGGUAACCUCUGUAGCCCCUGAUGCCCUGAAUGUUCUGACGUACACAACAGUCCCCAUAAUAGGUGGAAGCACCUGGAUAAUUCUAGACUUCACUUCUGGGCUGAGGAUAGCCAUCCUGCCCCUCACUGAUUGGUUCCCUAAUCCUUCUCACCCUUCAUCUUUGUUCCAGGAUUGGCCCAACAGCCAAAAUCUAACAUUCAGUGCUCUGGAAUGACACAAAUGCUGCCACCAAAAACCUCCCACUGUUCCCUUCUAGGAUGGGAAGACUGCCAGGUGCCAGGAAAAUCACUCAGUGAGAGCCUGACUCUGAUCAGAGGGCUGAGAGUGAGCCAGAGGCUCUCCACUUGAGAAGGGAGGUGAGCUCUUCCCAAGGGGUGGGGGGAUGGUAGCCCAUUGACCAGCCCUUUCUGCCUCCCUUUAAUACCUGGACCCCUCUAGUCCAAAGGCCAUCCAUUUGCUCGAGGUAGGGAGAUUAAAAUUCGUUCCCAAUUUGGUCUUCUGAAUCAACACACUGAUCCUAAUGUGAGUGAAAAAAAAAAAUGUUAGAGAAAUGGUUUCAUCCUAAGGUCAGAGAGGGUUGGUUGAAGUGUGCAUGGCUGGACAUAUUCCUUGGGUAGGGCUGAUGCUUCACAGUUUGUUUGGGGAGAGCUGGGGUGUGCCAGGACAUAUAAUUGCAGAUGGGGUGACUCACAUACAUGAAGAGGUUGGAUUCUGUGUUUAAGGUAAAUAGAGAAGACUGUGGGUCACUCCAGAGGUCUGGAAGCAGGCAGGGAGGACCUCAACAGUGAAAAAGUGCAGAAGCCCAAUCCUUCAUUGGUCUCCGUGCUUUUAAGAGUCCUGGUGAGGUUCCUUCUUCUAAGGAAUCAUGCAAACUGCUCUGGGCUAGCUCAGCUUUGAUUUGCGAGGGAAGCAGAGGCAUGGAAUUGUCUUGGGGCUUUUUUCUUGAGGCUCAAGGUCUUCCAUCCUUUCUUAGGUUACAGAAAAUGAGAGUUUGUGCCAGACAUGAGAAAACUAGAGAAAGGGUGCCACCUGUGCUUUCUACCCCAAACCAAAGAUGAAGGGGCUCAGAUAAGAGUGCCUGACUCCAGGGGUGAACAGCUGCCUGCAUUCAGCUUUGUCUGCAGAAUGGUAGAAAAGAAACAAAACUGGAGACAUUUAUAUGUAGAGGUAUACAAAGUCAGCAGCACAGUCAAAAGGAUUCUAUAGCAUCUCAACAUUCCAAACAUUUCUUUAGCAUGGAUGAUCGUUUCUUCCAUUCUUUAUCAAAAGCCUGAUUGCUUCAUGUUACAAAUGUUUCCAAACUGAGUAUCAAAGUCAUUUAUUUGGCUUAGUUUUUAUAGAGCUUGUGGGACAGAAGUAGGUCUCAAACUUUAAAUCUUCUGACCCCAGAACUGAAGUUCCCUUCACACCACAUCCCCGCACUCAGGCAUUACAGUGAUGGCUGGCUGCCACAGCAGGAAAGAGGGCAAAACGUGAGGCUGAGAAGGCAGCCCAGAGCUAGGAAAGACAAUGUCCAUGCAAGUGGGAGGAGAGUCAGGCCUGGGAGAGGCAGACAAAGGGCACCAGACCAUGGAGAGUUGAGAGGAGGCUGAAGAGAGGAGCUCUGCCAGAAUUCUCCAUGGACAGGAGGCUCUCUCAGCUCCCCAGUGCCAAUCUAGCUGGGACAGGCAUCAGAGAUUAUUGUCCAUUGUGACCUGAGCAGGAAAGAUGGAAUAAGAGGGAUCUAGGAAAGGAUAAGUAGGAAAGAGUGGGGCGUGGCAGAAUCAGAAGAGUCUGGUUGCGGGGACACAGCUGUCCAGGUCCAGGCUAUGGGCCCGCCUACCCACUGUCCACGUCUAAAGGUAGGGGAAGGAGCAGCAUGCUGGGUAGGGCUCUACCUGGAGUGACCCUCUACCUAGUGAAACCAGGAGGCAAGUAGGGACCAACUAGGAGUCAUGGUCAUUUUCAAGAUUUGUAUUUGUCCUGUCUGCUUUGAGGCUCCAGUUCCUUCCUGUAUGAAGGCAAAGACUUCCAUCCCUCAUGUAAGAAUAGAGGCACACUGGGAAAUCUUGAGGCCUGGUGAAGGAAGAAAGGACUGGCUUCUCCAUGAAUACUGGAGGUCUCAUGGCACAGUCCCACUCAUUAGAUCCACUUGUCUCUUCCAGGGAAUGGCUUGGAGACUAAAUGGGUGGAGAAUGGCUGAGGGUAAUGAGCCCCAGCCCUUCUAGAUUGUUCCAGAGUGUUCAUCGUAUUGUUAACCAGUCAUAUCAAGUCUCUUUGGGAGGAAGGGUGUUGUACAGAAGGGUGGGACUCUUUCAGAAAAUACCAUGGUAUCUAGAUUGGCCUUGAACCAGCUAGAGAAGGGAGAAAUAAUGAGCACAGGACUCAGGAUUCUUUCCCCUUUUGGUUGUGAUGCAGCAUGAACAGGAAAGCUCUCAGCAGAAUAGAAAGGACUAUUCAAACAGGGAAAAGGAAACUCAUGUUAUUUACCAAACACUGUGGUAAGCAUCCCAUAUUUCUCAUGUGUGUUAUUCCUCAUGAGCCUCACCCAUCCUUCUGACAUAGGGGUUGGAUCAUUCAUUUUACAGCUGAGAAAACUGAGACAUGCAGAAAUUAAGCAGCCUGCUGAAAGUCAUACAACUAGUUAGGGGAAGAGCUGGAUAACUGCUUAAUAACUAGAGUUACUCCUAAGUUACCUAAGGAACAUCAAGGGGCAUUAGAAUUUCAGUGAAUUUUCUGGAAGGAAUCGUAACAUGUGAGCAAUGAGGUUAAAAAAGUGAGCCUAAAAUUAAAAAGUAGAAGCCAUGAAGAUAUGCACUGGGCAAAUAAUAUUCUCUGUGCCUGUCCUAGUGCCUCAUAUGGUAAGAAAUAAAAGGUUGCUCUUAGGGUCCUUAAAAUUUGUCAUCUCAAACUAAGUACUAAAUAAUUCCCAGAUUACUGCUGCCUUUUCUAAAAUGUAGCGGUUGGAUGGAGAGGGGAGGAGUAAGGUGGCAGGCCCUAACUACAACUGCACAGAAUAGGGGAGGUGGCUCUCUCCCCAAGGAAGGCAAGGGCACCCCAUGUCCAUUCCUUCAAGAGCUGAGUAUUUUUCCUGGUUUCAAUAUCCUCAAAUGUAAAAUGGUUCUGGUAUCUACCUCAAAAGAGUAUUGUGUUUGUAAAUUAAAUAGCCCUAUACAGUUAUACAAAUAACAAAUAACCUGUAGGAUUUGAGAAGUCACCAACUCAUGAUGAUUAAUGUAAUGGAUCACCGAUAAAACUGUUAAAAUUACAAGAUAUUAAUGGCCAUUACACGGAUAUUAGGUCUGGAAUCUCAGAGCUGGAAAAUACCAGAAAUCUCCAAAUAAGCCUUCCUCAGCUCAUCAAUAUCCCUGCCAGGUGGUGUUAUUCUGAUUACAAAUUAUUCCUUAGUUUUAAUUCAUAAAUCCUCUAAGGAAGAGAAAACAUGAUAUUCUCAUGCCUUGUGCUUCAAGGAGCUCAGUACUUGAUUGUGGCUCCAGGUUUGUACAUAUUCCACCGUUCCUGCUCCUUAAAAGACCCCACAGCCAUAACAGAAAACUGCCAGUAUCUGCUGUGGUCACUACUGAAGUAGAAACACAGCCAACCAGGGUCCUUGCUGGGAAAUAUUCGGGAAAUCAUAGGAGUACGUUGUUCUCUUGCCAAAUCAAGUCGGGUCUCCAUGACACAGAGUGGAAGGAAAAAGGGGAAAGGCCACAGGGACACUGGCCAACUGUGAGGCCCCAGUAAAUGAACGUUGCAUUCUGCUAUGAAUUUCACUACCAGUUGUGCAGUCCAGGACAGUUGGCUACCACCUGCCAGACGCACAGCAUAUGCCAAUGAUGGGGCACUCUCUUCACAUUCUAAGCAGGAUACCAGGACACCACCACCCUGCCACUAGUAAUUUGUUCCCUAAGAAGUCUCCAUUUACCUUCAUUCAAGGACUGGAAGACCAAAGUUAUAAAAAUAGUAACCAGUAAAAUUCCAGGACCUCAAUACUAAUCACUAUUUACUCCCAUCCACAUCCUCCCACUUGACCUGACAUUCAGGUGGAUAUAUUUGUUCCUUUAGUUCUUGCCCUAAUACAAGGUAAAUGAUCAGAGUAAACUGCCAGGUAUCCACUAAACCAACCGGUAUCAGGUCCCUGCCUAAGACAAUGAGGGCAUCCUUCAAAGGGGGAGGUGGGAGGGCCAAGGACAUCCCUUAUAACAGCCCUCCCCAUUGUCCAUCUCCCUCUAGCACAAACACCAAUUGAGCUGGUUUGGGGAAAAGAAUAAAAUAUCAAAGUCUUCUGAAUCAGCACACCAUUCAGCCCAAACAAAAAAGAAUGACAUAGAGCCUUUAUUAAACUGGUUCUGAGGUAUGUGGGACUAGCCUGGCUGGUUGACCAGGCUUCUUGAGCCCCACAGGCCUCUUUCACAGAAAGGGAGUUUUGAUCAACAAGACCAUGUACAAAAGGGGGAUAAUAUACCCAUGUGGGGAGCCAAGUUUCCAUGUUGAUGGUAAAUGGAAAAACUUUGAGUCAGAGCUGAGCUCUGGGACAAAAAGGGAAAAGAGGAGGGAUGAAGGGAAGGGGCCCAGUUCUUCUUGACUGAUUCUAAAGCUCAUAGUGGGAUUCCAUCUCACAGCUAGCCCUCUAUACUAAGGAACCAUACGAAUCUUAAACCCCCAGGGAACCUAGACCUGGGAAGGCUGAACUUGCUAUUUGAGGGUCAAGUCUACUCCCUGGAGGUAGAGUACUGGAUAUUUUGAUGGGGACAAGGAGGGUGCAAGUGUAGAGAACCAACGUCUCAAGUCCUACUGACUGAUACUAGUCCAAAUAGAUCAAGCUCAGCAAAGGCUGGUAAGCCUGGGUAAGGUUCCACAAGGAUGGAUCUUCCUAAGGGCGGGGGGAGCGGGAGGCGCUUUCCAGUUCCUAGAAAAAUGGCGGUGCGUGCAGACUGCCUCCCUCCUCUUCAUUGUAGCUUGAUCCUGGGCAGUGACCGUUCCUAUAAAAGAAAAAAAAAAAAAUCAGAAGAAACUUGAUACAUACGAAGACAAAACACAGCAGAGAAACAAGACAAAGUUAAAAUCACAAAAUGUAAUUGGCAGCACAUCUGUUUUCAAAAGAUAUUUACAUAAUUACGCCCAUUCUCACAAGAAUUCUGGAUUAGGGCAUUAUGAUUGUGUCACUUUCCAGUUGAGCGGACAUGCCCACAAAGGGUAAGGUGUCUUUCCCAUGAGCACACGGCUUAGAUGGAAAACUUGGGGCUUGGCAAGGGGACCUUCUGACCCCAGAUCUGGGUUCCACCCGCCCCAACCCUUCACCAGUCACCAUAGGGAGGGAAGGGAGAAAUGGGAGCGAGGCGGCAGCGAGCCCAGGAGGAAAAUACCCACACAGAAAGAGUCAGGCCUGGGAGGGGCCAGUCUGGGGCACAAAUGCUGGAGGUUUCAUAGAUGGGCUGGCGCUGGCGAAGGCAGGUCUGUCAGUGACGCACUUGUCUUGUGGGUCCUGGGCUCUUUCAUGGCACGCAGGGCACUCUCCUUCCUGGGAUGGGAGAAUGGAAUUCUUCUUCCAUGAGAGAGAAAAUACGGAGGUGAAGAAGAGCAGAAUGGGCAAGUACCAGACUGCAGCUGCAGCCAAGCCAGGGAAGAGGCUCACAAGGGUCCUCGGCGGCUCCCGCAGGACAUUCCCUCCCCAGCCGGUUGGGAAGCUCCACACCUAGGCGAGGACGGGCAGCAGCGGCCCGGGGCAGGCUUCCGUGGAAACUUCCAAAACCACCUUGCCAGAUAAGAAAACUGAGACACAGAAAAGUCACACAAGAUUAUUGAGGUCAACACAGAGAACAGUGGAACCGGCACCUGACCCCAGGCAGGCGGAACCUUCGUGACCACACCACAUGGCCACAAGGAGUGGGCAGGGAAGACAGUGGGGCUAGCAGGACAAAAAUGACAUUUCCCAGAGUUUCUUGCUGUUUGGAUCUGGCUGCAGUUUCGGUUUUGCCAACAAGAGGCAUUUCCAUGAGCUCUGGACAGUGGCAGAGAGCAGAGGCGUUCCUCUGCAGUGUGUUGGACGGUCCGCGGGCUCCUGCCAACGUGAGGAUUUGCAGCAACUGGUAUAUCCACGGUCUUGUCACCAGCUUCCUGAAUGCAGGGCAGCUGGAGCCACACCAGUGGUCCUUGCAGGGGCAGCAGCUGUCUCCUGGUCUCAGGCUCACAGCUGUGGGGAUGUGACCUUAAGCCUAAAGCCUAGCAGUGGUCCUGACCUUCAUUUGUCUAGGACCUCUGAUCACUCUGUAAGUCACUAUUUCCCUUAUUAAAUCUCUUUCUGCUGGA
Molecule: messenger RNA, 16560 nt
Organism: Macaca mulatta (Rhesus monkey)
Lineage: Eukaryota; Metazoa; Chordata; Mammalia; Primates; Cercopithecidae
Gene: LRFN2
Product: leucine rich repeat and fibronectin type III domain containing 2
Cellular component (GO): postsynaptic density membrane; cell surface
Molecular function (GO): protein binding
Source: RefSeq, a predicted model, not a curated record